AUGCCGGCAACUCUCCGCAAGCAGCGGCAGCGCUGCCGCUGCUCGCGGAGAGGUCCGCGAAGCCUGGGCGCGCUGAUCUCAGCGCGCGCAGGCUCCGGCAUGCCGGCAACUCUCCGCAAGCAGCGGCAGCGCUGCCGCUGCUCGCGGAGAGGUCCGCGAAGCCUGGGCGCGCUGAUCUCAGCGCGCGCAGGCUUCGGCAUGCCGGCAACUCUCCGCAAGCAGCGGCAGCGCUGCCGCUGCUCGCGGAGAGGUCCGCGAAGCCUGGGCGCGCUGAUCUCAGCGCGCGCAGGCUUCGGCAUGCCGGCAACUCUCCGCAAGCAGCGGCAGCGCUGCCGCUGCUCGCGGAGAGGUCCGCGAAGCCUGGGCGCGCUGAUCUCAGCGCGCGCAGGCUCGGCAUGCCGGCAACUCUCCGCAAGCAGCGGCAGCGCUGCCGCUGCUCGCGGAGAGGUCCGCGGAGCCUGGGCGCGCUGA
Molecule: messenger RNA, 471 nt
Organism: Podarcis lilfordi (Lilford's wall lizard)
Lineage: Eukaryota; Metazoa; Chordata; Lepidosauria; Squamata; Lacertidae
Source: the annotation of a GenBank genome assembly